Messenger RNA from Capsaspora owczarzaki ATCC 30864, 454 nucleotides. RefSeq lists its product as hypothetical. Gene Ontology annotation, molecular function: catalytic activity. NCBI's taxonomy places the organism in Eukaryota, Filasterea, Ministeriida, Capsasporidae. The record is from RefSeq and is a predicted model, not a curated record. The annotation marks the transcript as partial. The transcript has 3 exons.
CAUGUCGGCAGAUUGCGUGUUUUGUCGAAUUUCGAGCGGCCAGGACCCUUCUACGACGCUGUUGUUUGAGAAUGAGCGUCUGGUCGCGUUUCGAGACAUUCGACCAGCGGCUCCAACGCAUCUCCUCGUCGUCCCCAAGCAACACAUUCGAGAUGCUACACUCCUCGAUUCAACGCACUCUGCGCUCGUUCACGAAAUGAACGAGGUUGCACUUAAACUAUUAGCAGAUCACAGCCUCGAUGGCCAAGAUGCGAGAAUUGGGUUUCAUUGGCCGCCGCUGGUCAUGAUCAAGCACUUGCACCUGCAUGUGAUUGCGCCUGCAUCGCAAAUGUCGUUUUUGGGUCGGUGGCUGUUUUGGGACAAGUCGCCCUUGUUUUCACCGAUCGCAUGGAUGCUGGACAAGCUAGCGUGAAUGCUGGUGCAGGACAUAGAUUCAAUGAAUUUUCAAGAAGUG